Molecule: messenger RNA, 708 nt
Organism: Guillardia theta CCMP2712
Lineage: Eukaryota; Cryptophyceae; Pyrenomonadales; Geminigeraceae
Exons: 1
Source: RefSeq, a predicted model, not a curated record
UUCGCCUCCUCCAACUCCACGAGCUUCUGUCUCCUCUGCCCUCCAGGCAAGUACCGCGAGCCCUUCACCGUCGAGGUAUGCCUCCUCUGUCCUCCUGGCACCUUCCAGCCCCUCCCGGGGGCUCCCAACGUGACCUCGUGCCUUGCUUGUCCGCCUGGCUCGACGUCUGCAGCAGGAGCUUCUCUUCUUGGCAGCUGCACCUGCGCCCCCGGUUACGCGGGCCGCUCGCCGUUCAACUGCUCCUCCUGCGGCUUCGGAAAUUUCUCGAGCAGCGAGGGGGCUGAACGCUGCGAGCUCUGCCCUGCUGGCUCCUUCUCUGACGAGCUCUCCGCCACGACCUGCCACGAUUGUCCACCAGGAACUUUCAGCUCCUCCUCCUCCUCCUCCUCCUGUUCCUCCUGCCCCCCUGCCUCCUUCUCCUCCGCGGGUGCCUCCCACCCCUCGGACUGCUUCUGCCUCGCAGGGUUUGAGGUGGACGGGAGCGGCGCGUGCGUCCCCUGCCGCAACGGGACGUUCAAGGAGGUGGAAGGGAACAGCAACUGCUCUCAGUGCCCGGAGAACUCGACGACGACGAGGACGGGAAGCACGAGCAUCGCUCAGUGCGUCUGCCGUGCCGGCAACGAGGGAAGGGAUGGGAACCCCUGCUCUCCUUGCCCUGCUGGAUCCUACAAGAGCAAGGUGGGCGACGCUCCCUGCCUUCCCUGCCCU